GUACAUGGUCCAUAAUGGAAAGCACUAUAUUCCAAGUUCAUGUUGUGAAAACUUUUCCUCCGGUGUUGUGUUGUUUAUAUUGUUUGUAUUGAUUCGCAUCACACGCGCACGUGCCACAAUGGCACACCGAUAUCUGCACAUGUCGCGAGGCUGCAGGAAUCUUCUCCGCACGCUGCUGUCAAAUGUCAGAUCAACAAACCGUGUGCAAUCGGUCACAGGUGUUGGAGAAUUUGCGCUAGAAAAAAGAUCUUUACUGUCUGAGGUCUUGGGCACAUACAGAAGAUUAAGUUCUAUACCUCCCAAAGGGUUUGAAAAAUACUUUCCAAAUAGUAAGAAUGGUGGUCCAAAAGACGGUGAGGCCAAGCCAUCCAACGGAGAAGCCAAAGAGACCAAACCAAGCAAUGCUCAGAAGACCACUGGUGGAGGAGGAAGCGGAGCGGGAGGAGGAGGGAAAAGAGGGGGAAGGAAGGAUGAAUCCACAUGGUUCAGCCGUCUUCAAAAGGGUGAUGUCCCAUGGGAUGAUAAAGAGUUUCGUAUGUAUUUCUUGUUUGGCGCGGCCUUCUGGACAGCUGUUACAUAUUAUUUUUUCUUUCGGGAUGGUGGAAGAGAGGUUACCUGGAAAGAUUUUGUAAAUAGUUACCUUGCUAAAGGAGUGGUUGACAGGUUGGAGGUCAUAAACAAGCGAUUUGUCAAAGUCAUCUUUACCCCUGGUAAAACUCCAGUUGAUGGGCAAUAUGUGUGGUUCAACAUUGGCAGCGUGGACACAUUCGAGCGGAACUUGGAGACUGCUCAGUUAGAGCUGGGUAUCGAAGGAGAGAAUAGACUUCCAGUGGUCUAUUCCACAGAAAGUGAUGGGUCCUUCCUCCUUAGCAUGUUGCCCACGGUACUGAUCAUUGGGUUCCUGCUCUUCAUGUUGAGGAGAGGGCCAGCAGGUGCGGGCCGGCCCGGGAGAGGAAUGGGUGGUCUCUUCAGCGUAAGUGAGACCACUGCCAAAGUGCUUAGGGAUGAGAUCGACGUCAAGUUUAAGGAUGUGGCUGGAUGUGAGGAGGCAAAGUUGGAGAUCAUGGAGUUUGUCAACUUUCUUAAGAACCCAAAACAAUAUCAGGAUUUGGGUGCCAAGAUUCCAAAGGGAGCCAUCUUGACCGGACCCCCAGGCACAGGAAAGACUUUGCUAGCCAAAGCCACAGCAGGCGAGGCCAACGUCCCCUUUAUCACGGUCAAUGGUUCAGAAUUCUUAGAGAUGUUUGUGGGAGUUGGACCUGCCAGAGUUCGGGAUCUCUUUGUCUUAGCUCGGAAGAAUGCCCCAUGCAUUCUCUUCAUAGAUGAGAUUGAUGCUGUGGGACGAAAGAGAGGUAGAGGCAACUUUGGGGGGCAGAGUGAACAAGAGAACACACUCAACCAGUUACUAGUUGAGAUGGAUGGAUUUAACACCUCUAUCAAUGUUGUGGUGCUAGCAGGCACCAACAGACCGGACAUUCUAGAUCCAGCUCUGAUGAGGCCAGGUCGCUUUGAUAGACAGAUAUACAUUGGGCCACCAGAUAUCAAAGGCAGAGCCUCUAUAUUUAAAGUACACCUGAGGCCACUAAAGUUGGAAGCAGGGUUGGACAGAGAAGCGCUGGCAAGAAAAAUGGCUGCCCUAACACCUGGUUUCUCAGGUGCGGACAUUGCUAACGUGUGCAACGAGUCAGCGCUAAUCGCAGCCCGCCAUCUUUCCGAUGCCAUUAACCAGAAACACUUUGAGCAGGCCAUCGAGCGAGUAAUCGGAGGUCUCGAGAAGAAAACACAGGUGCUCCAACCUGAAGAGAAGAAAACAGUGGCUUACCAUGAGGCUGGUCAUGCUGUAGCUGGCUGGUUUCUUGAGCACGCUGACCCCCUCCUUAAAGUGUCCAUUAUUCCACGAGGGAAGGGAUUGGGCUAUGCACAGUAUUUGCCUAAAGAGCAGUACCUGUACACCAAAGAGCAGCUGUUGGACAGGAUGUGCAUGACGCUGGGUGGGCGUGUCUCAGAAGAGCUCUUUUUUGGCCGCAUUACAACCGGGGCACAGGACGACCUGAAGAAGGUUACACAGAGUGCAUAUGCACAGAUCGUGCAGUUUGGCAUGAACGAAAAGGUGGGACAGGUGUCAUUUGACCUCCCACGUCAAGGAGAGAUGGUUCUGGAGAAGCCCUACAGCGAGGCCACGGCUCGCCUCAUCGAUACUGAGGUCAGGAACCUGAUCAGCAUGGCCUAUGAGCGCACGACACAGUUGCUCAAUGAGAAGAAACCAGAGGUGGAGAAGGUGGCACUGCUUCUUCUGGAGAAAGAGGUGCUGGAUAAGAACGACAUGGUGGAGCUGCUGGGCCGAAGGCCUUUUGCUGAAAAGUCAACUUAUGAAGAUUUUGUUGAGGGAACAGGGAGCAUGGACGAAGAUACUUCGCUCCCAGAAGGCCUGAAAGACUGGAACAGGGAGCGGAGCAGUGAGAAGGAGGAGUCUACGGAGGAACAGGUGGCUCGGCAGAUCAGUGGUGGUAUGCCCUUCUAAGCACCCUCUUUUCAUUAUGGCCUGAAAGGUCACGGCACUUAUUUAUGAGAUGGGAAGUGCUGUGCGGGAUUCCCCCAGUCAGGCGAACACUGAUUCAAGUAAGCCUGUUCUGCAGAAGAGCUCUGAUUGGACGGCUCCUUCCCAAUGGUAAGGAUUGGACUUAUAUUGUAAACACCCUUGUGUUUAUUAAAUGUAAACAGUUUAAAUGCAUUCUUUUUGCUGAAGCUUAUUGUAUUACAUUCUUAAAAGUUUUUGAAUUGCAUAGAAAAUCUUUAAAAGGUGAGAAGAUUUAACGUGACGUAGAAGUUCUUUUCAAAAAAUCAUUUAACAUCAAGGCGAAAGCUCUGUAAAUGUACAAAGAAUCACUGUUUUUGUAGUUAUUUCAAAAUCAAUGGCAAGGAGAACAUAAUUAUACAUGAAUAUAGACAAUUUAUUAAAUUAUCUUUGUGUUUGACCUGCUAUCUAUUCCUCUAUGACAUGACGGUUGUGUUUUUUACUUUCUGUAAAUUACAGUUUAAAACUGCAACACAUUUAAACCCUUUGGAAGAGGUUUGUUUGCUGUGCUGUUAGCUUACUGGUUGUCUGAAAGACUGCAUUGAACUUGAUAAAUGUUGUAGACAGCACAUAAGUCAUCCAUGUUAAAUAACAUACCGUCAUUUCUCACAUUUGCACAACCAUGAGCAUCAUCAGCCCUUGGUUUAGAUAUUAUUUCAUGCAGCCUGUUUUGAAACAAAAUAUUCAGUGUUUUAAGAUCAGAACGUCCAUUUUUGACAUGUUUUCCUCUAUCGUUCUUUGCUCUUGCAGCUGCUUAGUUUCUGCUAUGUGCAUAUUACGCAAAUCGCAUUUCUAUUGAAUGAAGUCACACAGAAAUCCGUUCAAUAGUUCAUUAUGUUGAUGAUGAGCUAAUGAAGGUAGAUUCAGUAUUUAUUUCACAGUACAGAUACUUUUAUUGUGACAUCUGGCAGGCUUUGGAAAUACAUUCAGAACACGUCAACAUAAUAUGUAUUGUCCUUAUUUGACUUCAUCAAGCUUUGCUUGACAUUACAGUACAUGUAAAUGUGUAUUUUGUUCCGUGAAAAGGCUUUAACGUGUGCUGAAAGCUGAAUAAAUGCACAGAUUGUAAACUUAAAAAUUGAUUCUCUUUAGUUCUUAAUAAAUAUAGUAUAGUAUG
Molecule: messenger RNA, 3692 nt
Organism: Triplophysa dalaica
Lineage: Eukaryota; Metazoa; Chordata; Actinopteri; Cypriniformes; Nemacheilidae
Gene: afg3l2
Product: AFG3-like AAA ATPase 2
Exons: 17
Coding region: 5-2521 (838 amino acids)
Biological process (GO): mitochondrial protein processing; protein-containing complex assembly
Cellular component (GO): m-AAA complex; membrane
Molecular function (GO): metalloendopeptidase activity; ATP-dependent peptidase activity; ATP hydrolysis activity
Source: RefSeq, a predicted model, not a curated record